UCGUCCUUGAAAUCCCAGCCACCUUGCCAUUGGCUAAGAAGACCCCGGCUUAGCUGCGGAUUGGCUACCGAGGAGGGCUUGAAAGGUGGCUGAGCGCCUCGGACACCUCAGACGGACGGUGGCCAUCCCGAGACGCGCUCCAGCCCGCCAUGGCCCGGUUCUUUCGGGCUUCCUGCCUUCUGUCCCUGCUCCUGGCCGGGUUCGUUCCGCCGGGCCGGGGACAAGAGAAGUCCAAGAUGGACUGCCAUGGAGGCAUGAGUGGUACCAUCUAUGAAUAUGGGGCCCUCACCAUCGACGGGGAGGAAUACAUUCCUUUUAAGCAGUAUGCCGGAAAAUAUGUCCUCUUUGUCAACGUAGCCAGUUACUGAGGUCUGACAGACCAAUAUCUUGAACUGAAUGCACUACAGGAAGAACUUGGGCCAUUCGGCCUUGUCAUUCUGGGCUUCCCCUGCAACCAAUUUGGCAAACAGGAGCCGGGCGAGAACUCAGAGAUCCUACCCAGCCUCAAGUAUGUCCGGCCAGGUGGGGGCUUCGUCCCUAACUUCCAGCUCUUUGAGAAAGGAGAUGUGAACGGGGAGAAGGAGCAGAAAUUCUACACCUUCUUGAAGAACUCCUGUCCUCCCACUGCGGAGCUGCUGGGCUCACCUGACCGCCUCUUUUGGGAACCCAUGAAGAUCCAUGACAUCCGCUGGAACUUUGAGAAGUUCCUGGUGGGGCCGGAUGGCAUACCUAUUAUGCGCUGGUACCACCGGACCACAGUCAGCAACGUCAAGAUGGACAUCCUGUCCUACAUGAGGCGGCAGGCAGCCCUGGGGAACAGAUGGAAGUAGCUGACGCUCCUUACCCCACCCCUGUCCAUCAUGCAAGGGCUGGAGAGGGCUCUUCAGGAAGAACCCACAUUCUCAAUCAUUCUACACACACCCCAGGCCCCUUUCUUGUUACAUAAGACAAGCCUUGCACAAGUGUUGUGUCUGUGCCGCUGCACACAUGACAGUCGUGCCAGUGUGUGCAUGGCCGCACAGCCGUGUGCCUGCCUGCCUGAUACCCAGGGAUGGACACCUGUGCUCACAGCUUGGUACUGGGGAACUAUACAUUUAUAUUUUUUCCAGCUUUCUGUUCCAAAUGAGCCCGGCGGAAACACCAGUGCUGGGUCCAAUAGUCCUGCUCAAACCUGGACAUCACCCUUGGGGCCAGCAUCCCCCACAUGCCCACACUUAAGUCCCUACACACAUCUGGAUUCCCUCCACUGCCAGCCUCCUUCAUCCUUCCUGAAGGGCCCUCCCAAGUCCCCAACCCCAUCCCACAGUGUUCCUGAGAACAGCCAAGGCAACCGUGAGUGUGAUAGCCAUGUACCCCAAGUCAGGGGUGGUGUCUCCAUGAAGGAGGGGCCCGAAGCCCUUGUGGGCGGGCCUCCCCUGAACCUGUUUGUGGGGCCAGCCCUUAGUGCAUUCAGGCUUAGGCUCCCAGGCAGAGAUACCCGCCCUGCUCCUCUGGAGGACAUGCUGUUCUCUCACUUUGUCCACUGGCAUCUCACACCCCGUCUGCCCAGUAAAGGCUUUUCUGCAGCAGCUUA
Messenger RNA from Onychomys torridus (southern grasshopper mouse), 1573 nucleotides. RefSeq names its product glutathione peroxidase 3 (gene Gpx3). Gene Ontology annotation, molecular function: glutathione peroxidase activity; selenium binding. The record is from RefSeq and is a predicted model, not a curated record. Gene Ontology annotation, biological process: response to oxidative stress; hydrogen peroxide catabolic process. The transcript is spliced from 5 exons. Lineage: Eukaryota; Metazoa; Chordata; Mammalia; Rodentia; Cricetidae.